Miscanthus lutarioriparius is the source of this 537-nucleotide messenger RNA. The record is from the annotation of a GenBank genome assembly. Lineage: Eukaryota; Viridiplantae; Streptophyta; Magnoliopsida; Poales; Poaceae.
AUGGUCUGGGCGACGCCACCGCCGCCACCGGGCAUGACCACGGCCACAGCCAGCAGCGGCACCGGCAACGCCACCACGCAGCUCCUAGAGAACGGCAACCUGGUGCUACGGGUCCCCGGCGCCGGCGUGGUGUGGAAGAGCUUCGACUACCCCACCGACACACUCCUGCCCGGCAUGAAGUUCAGCAUCGACUUCCAGACGGGGCUGGACCGGCGCAUUACGUCGUGGCGCACCACGGGAGACCCGUCCCCGGGGGACUACACCUUCCGCCUCGACCCACGGGGGUCCCCGGAGCUCUUCCUGUACCGCCGAUCGGCGCGCACCUACGGCAGCGGGCCGUGGAACGGGUACCAGUUCACGGGGGUGCCCAACCUCAAGUCCAACAACCUCCUCACCUUCCGCUUCGUCGCCACGUGCAACGAGGCCUACUACAGCUAUGACGUCGUCGACAGCGCCGCAGCGUCGCUCACGCGGUUCGUACUCAACUCGUCGGGGCAGAUCAAGUGGCUCAUGUGGAUCGACAUGACUCGGUCCUAG